GGAGCGUUUGCUCCCGCCAGCUAAGGCUGCCCUAAUUGACCACUUUCCCAGUUGGCCCCCGCCUUCUAGUUACGGUGGGGUGUGUGUGUGUAGAGGAGCUAGGGAGGGGGAAGUUUCGCGACAUCGCCUUUGGCUGUCUCCGGCGGCGCCAUCUUUGUGUCUGGCGAGCGACGGCGCCCGACGGAGUCCUGAAGCCGUCGGUUCGCUUGCCAAGCUCCAGCCGAGACCGGAUCCAGGAAAUACGAGGCGGGCCUCGGUGGGAGGGACGCAUUGAGGGAGGAGGGAGAAAAGGAAAGGGGGCGGCGGCGGCGGCGGCAGCAGCAGCAGCAGCGGCGGCGGUGGCGGCGGCGGCUGCGGCUCCUCCUCCUCUCACCGGAUCCGGUCCCCGUGCGGCGCGCACCCGAGGGGGGUCGGGCGGGGAAGCGGCGCCGGCCCGGACCCCCCCGCGGGAGCAAGCGGCGGGAGAGAAGGUGAGGCAGCGGCAUCGGCAGACCGGGAGCAGCGGCUGCCGGGAUAGUGUCUGCAGCCUUUUCUCAAGUUUUUCACCGUGAACUGUUGUGUGUCAAACUGGACAAGUUAUCUUAGUUGAAGCUUCAUCAUUUUGAAAAAUUGGAGACUACUGAAAAGAAGGUGCUUUUAGAGCCGAAGAUGUGAAUAAGACUCCUGUGCUGGAGAUUCUAGAUCAUCUUGAGGAUCCCACUGGGAUAAUGUUUAGUUGUCAUGUCUUCUUAGGCUCCUCUUGCUGUGACAAUUUCUUGGAUUUUCAUUGGUUUGAUGACACUGUCAGCUGUGAGGAGAACUGAUCAGGUAAAAAUGAAUGCGGUGUUGGAAGAUCACUACAAUCGGAAGGCUGGUUAGCGUCAAUUUCCUAAGAGAUACUUGACCACUAUUUGUUCUGGCAUGGCGCAGAGCACUCCACAGCUUGACAUGCAGGUUCUCCAUGACCUCCGACAGCGUUUCCCGGAGAUUCCAGAGGGUGUUGUGUCUCAGUGCAUGUUACAGAACAACAACAAUCUUGAAGCCUGUUGCCGAGCCCUCUCUCAGGAGAGUAGCAAAUACUUAUAUAUGGAAUACCACAGUCCAGAUGACAACAGGAUGAAUAGAAAUCGCCUUUUGCAUAUUAAUCUGGGUAUCCAUUCUCCGAGUAGCUACCACCCAGGAGAUGGGGCACAACUCAAUGGGGGUCGAACACUGGUACAUAGCUCAAGUGAUGGACAUAUUGAUCCACAGCAUGCAGCGAGUAAACAGCUGAUAUGUUUAGUUCAGGAACCACACUCCGCUCCAGCUGUUGUGGCUGCUACUCCAAACUACAAUCCAUUUUUUAUGAAUGAACAGAACAGAAGUGCAGCUACUCCUCCCUCACAACCACCUCAGCAGCCAUCUUCCAUGCCCACAGGAAUGAAUCCAUCUGCUAUGCAAGGGCCUUCACCGCCGCCACCUCCUUCGUACAUGCACAUACCUCGGUAUAGUACAAAUCCGAUUACUGUUACAGUGUCCCAGAACCUCCCUUCUGGACAAACUGUACCAAGAGCUUUACAAAUUCUUCCACAAAUUCCAAGCAAUCUCUAUGGGUCUCCUGGUUCUAUUUAUAUUAGACAGACAUCUCAGAGUUCAUCAGGAAGACAAACUCCUCAGACUACACCAUGGCAGUCCUCACCACAGGGCCCAGUGCCUCAUUAUAGCCAACGUCCUUUACCUGUUUAUCCACAUCAACAGAACUAUCAACCUUCUCAGUAUUCUCCCAAACAACAGCAGAUUCCUCAACCUGCUUACCAUUCGCCACCUCCUUCUCAGUGUCCUUCACCCUUCAGCUCUCCACAGCAUCAGGUGCAGCCUUCCCAGUUGGGCCACCCAAGUUCCCACGUCUUUAUGCCCCCUAGUCCUUCAACUACUCCACCGCAUCCGUAUCAACAAGGACCUCCCAGCUAUCAGAAGCAGGGAAGCCAUUCAGUAGCUUAUCUCCCAUACACAACAUCUAGCUUACCCAAAGGAUCCAUGAAGAAGAUAGAAAUUACAGUAGAACCCUCUCAAAGACCUGGGACAGCAAUGAACAGGAGUCCUUCACCUAUCAGUAAUCAACCAUCUCCACGGAAUCAGCACUCACUGUACACAGCCACCACACCACCUUCAAGUUCUCCUUCAAGAGGAAUAUCCAGUCAACCAAAACCUCCAUUUAAUGUUAAUCCUGUGUAUAUUACGUAUACACAGCCAACUGGACCUUCAUGUGCUCCGUCACCAUCUCCUCGAGUGAUACCAAACCCAACUACAGUUUUUAAAAUUACUGUAGGUCGAGCGACGACUGAAAAUCUUUUAAAUUUAGUGGACCAAGAAGAACGUUCUGCAGCCCCAGAACCUAUUCAGCCCAUUUCAGUGGUACCAGGCUCUGGGGGAGAAAAGGGAAGCCAUAAAUACCAGAGGAGUUCUAGUUCUGGAUCAGAUGACUAUGCCUAUACACAAGCCUUGCUGUUACAUCAGCGAGCAAGGAUGGAGAGGUUAGCAAAGCAGUUGAAACUUGAGAAAGAGGAGCUAGAGCGGUUGAAGGCUGAAGUGAACGGGAUGGAGCAUGACCUGAUGCAGAGACGGCUCCGAAGGGUCAGCUGCACCACUGCAAUCCCCACGCCUGAGGAAAUGACAAGAUUGAGAAGCAUGAACAGACAACUCCAGAUAAAUGUUGACUGUACACUGAAAGAAGUUGACCUCCUUCAAUCUAGAGGAAACUUUGAUCCAAAAGCCAUGAAUAAUUUUUAUGACAACAUAGAACCUGGCCCAGUUGUACCACCCAAGCCAUCUAAAAAAGAUUCGUCAGACCCUUGCACAAUUGAGAGGAAAGCCCGAAGAAUUAGCGUGACCUCCAAAGUACAGGCAGACGUCCAUGACACCCAGGCAGCAGCUGCUGAGGAGCAUCUGACUGGCUCCAAACAGAGUCCUCGGACACAACCCCGUGAUGAAGACUAUGAGGGGGCCCCGUGGAAUUGUGAUAGCUGCACCUUCCUAAACCACCCUGCGCUGAACCGCUGUGAGCAGUGCGAGAUGCCACGGUACACUUGAACGCCCAAGAGUCUGCAUCGACCUGAGAGAGAAACUGGGAGUACCCACUAGAAGAAAAGGAGCCUUGGGAGUGUGUGCAUCUGCCCGGCCUUUUCAUUUCCGAUUCCACUGGGGGAGGAGCAGCGCCCCUGUAGGGCUCGUGCUCAUUCAAGAAAAAUGGGGAGUUCUCUUUGUUUUGGGUUUUCAUUUUUUCCUUUCUUAACUCAUUGCAGAGUGAGAUAGAAAGGGAUACUUGAAACUGGGAACUGGGAAAGGAUUCACUCCUGAAAGAAUAUACACAGAGAAGUCAACAGCUCUUCUGUGGAAUCCCAGUUGUUAAAGUUACUGCUGAGUGGCCCUUACUUUAUAAACUAGAACUUUAAAUCAUGGUGUGACAUGUUACAGUUUAUGCAGACAAACUGUGAAUUCUCAGAGCAGACUUAACCUGGUCACAGCUCUCUGGAAAACCAAGGUUCCCUAUGCUUCUUCCCGUUGUUUCCUACUGAAGAGAAGGACAGGAGAAAGCACUCAGAAUAUGACUUGGGGGGGGCGCAAAGUAAUAAGGGUAUGUGUAAUUGCUGCUUUUUUCAGAGGUAAUUUCAAACACACAAACACAAGUGGCUUAAAAUGUGAUUUGUAGCAGUCAAAGAAUGAGGCAUAUCGUGCCUUUCAUUCAGAAGUACAAUCAGAUGAGAAGAUCCCUUUUACUUGUACAAUAAUUCAUCAAGCUAAAUCAACACUGGUAACUAAGACCUAAUUAUGCCACAUAGUAGAUACAAUUUUUAAGUUACUGCAUGCUUUUAUUGGGCCACUGGCCUUAAAAAUAACAAGUCCUUACCAGUACGAUUUUAUGAAUUUUAUGAAUGACCUUCUUGUAAAACUGCGCUUUGCCAAUAGCACAGUGAAUGUAUGCCAAAUGUAAAUCCAUUCCAAAAUCCAUUCGGAAAUCUUGAGCUCAUCUGUGGUUCUGUAAGAAAUGUUUGCAGUCCAUAGGACUUUUUUAUCCUCCUUCCAAUUUUGUGAUGAAUUCACGAUGUUUACAGCACAGUGUUUUGUGCCAGAAUCCUUACUUAGCUGAAAAAAAAAAUCAACAUUAGCUGUUCAGUAUGGAUUGAUUUGCACAUGUUAGUAAGCCGGUGUGAGGGAAAUUACAGUUGGCCAAGAUCAUAAAGUUGUACACUGCAUUACCUGGGAGGAAGAGAAGGCUAGUCGAGAAACAGGAUUUUAAGAGAAGGGUGAAUACAAAGGACUUUAAAACUAAGAACUGUUUCAAUUUAACAUAUUGUAUUCCGAGAUAAUACUGAGUUUGUUCAAGUAGUUCAGGUGAUACUAAAGCACUCCUUGUUUAUGAAACCCCAGCUUUAAAGUAUGAAUAACUGAAGAGAUAUAAAGUCAUGUGACUCACUAGGGUGCACCACUGGAAAAUUAUUAAUAGGUCAUUUAAUUAAGGUCUCUGUCACUGUUGAAUUUCCUUCCUAGCUCAGAAUUGGAUUUUGGAAUCUUCCUGUUAUUUUGGUGAAUAUAAAAUAAAUAUAGCAAUAAAACUAGUAAUGUUUGUAAUCCUAAAGGAUUUUACCAGAGUUUUUGAGGAACAUCCAUUCUCCCAUACUGUGUGCCCCGCUACUCUCAUACUCACACACUCUCUCUGUCUGUCUGUCUCUCUCUCUCUCUCUCUCACACACACACACGCUCUUGUAGCUGUCACUGUAUUCUACUUUAGAAGUGCUAUCUGGCAGACCUGGAAAAACAAGCUGCACUUAAUAGUAUAAUGAAACCAAAGGCUUAAUAACCCAUCAUCAUUUUCCAUCAAAAUCAUCUAAUUUCACACUUGACCUACAGCUUUGAAAAUGUUCUUUUCCUAUGUGGAAAAUCCCCCCCCCGCCAAAUCCACUUGUCUCACAAAAAUAUGCAUGGCUAUGUUAUGACACUGAUAAAACAUCUCUCAUAAAACUGUGGCAAAACUGUGAAAAUAAUGGUGAGAAAACAGAUGGGCUUAAAAGAAUUGACCUGAAAACUGCAUUCUUUAAAGGUAUCUGUGACACUGGUAUCUGUCCGUCUCCAGUAGCCAUCUCUCAGUCCUGCUAUUCUGUAAUAUGCCAAUGCCUUUGCCUUUGUGUGGUUUUCGUAUCUCUUUAGGGACGAUCAACCCCCCCACGGUAUUAGAUAACAAUUUCGGGGAAAAAUAUAUAUACUGCUUGGUGUUCUAGCUAAAGGUUUACCAGUAUUCUUAGAUCUGCUGAAGGGGCAGCAGUUAACUUGGGACAUGUCCGUUGAGAAUGAAAGUAGCAUGUAUGCAAACAGUCGGAUGCUUUAUUAAAACCCUGUAGGUGACUUUACAACUACUGCAUGAACACACAUCCUGGUUAAUAAGCUGUUGUCACGCAAUAGAUGCAUGGUUCCAGUCCUUUGGUGAUCUAUCUAGUAAAUCAUUCUUUUCACCUGCCAGGAAAAAGAAUCAACCAGUCUCUCAGGUGUAGAGGGUGGGGUAGGAGACAUCAGAGCUGGGUUUUAAAGUCAUUUCGUCUGUGUUCAUUUCUGGUUGUGCACAAGUUUCAUAUGCCAACAUAGGCUAUAUUCAGUUUUUCAAGUAGGCAAAAUUGUCUUAACGCUGACAAAUGUGGUCAGUUUAACCAUGUUCCCUGUAUAUACUUCUUGCCCGUGACCGCUUUAAACAAGAAUUCAGUCCACUUCUAGGUGUCUUUUCAAAAGGAUCUCCUGGUCAGAUGGACAUGCACACGCAGUUGCGUCAGAGUGGGAGGAGAGAAGGUGCCUGUCUGCUGCCCUACUUUGGCUCUCGGGGUCCGUUGGUGCACUCGUUUUUCUAGUGAAAAGUAUGGUUUCUUAUAACACGCCUAGUUUGAUAUACCUGGUAACACAUAGGCCUGAUGAUACACGUUACAUUAUUUCAUGGUUUUGUAAACUGGGUUUUUAGAAAGCACGUUUGCUGUUUUGUUAAAAGUACAUUGCCCCUUAACUUUUGGAGUAGGUCUGAGGAGUUUAAAGUGGGAAUGGAAGAGCCAGAAACUUUCUCCGCAUUGUCAGAUAUAAUGACCUUGUAUGUGAGAGCAAAGAGGCAGGGGGCUUUAAAGAAACUAAAGAACUGCAUUGUAGAAAAGGUAGUUUUAGAGAAUAUAACAGAUGGUGGGGAAAGUCUUGCUAAUUUGUUUAUUUCCCUGAACGAAAUGGGAAGUGUGAUGAGCAGUUUAAUUUUUAAGGAGCUGGUCUCGAUUUUAGUACUUUUUAAUUAUUAAGAAAAUUAUUGUUUCCGUAAAUUUUGUCAUUGUUUUGUCCUGGUUACCAAGGGUUCGUAUCCAAUUUUCUGUGGCAACUCCGUUUUCUAUAGUAUUUUACAAGGUAACUGUAAUGUCUUUGACAGUAUAAACAAAAAGCAAGGAUAUAAGGCAUAGAAAAUUUGUCCUUUGAAAAUAUCAGUGAUGUAUCCUGGAAUGUGAAGAUGUCCCUUCAUAGUUAAAUUUGAUUUAUUUUGCUAUUGUAACCACUGUUCAGACUUGGAAUGAAUCCAUGUUACAGUGUGUGUAUAUCGAUCGAGCAAGAAAAAUGACCAUUGAAAUGUUACUAUAAAAAAUCAGAAUAAAUUGGGCACUGUCUGUUGCACCACUACUGUAUCUUUUCAAAAGAAUUAACAGUAUUUUCUUACUGUAAAAGUUAAUUCUGAUGGUGUUUUCACAUUCACUAGACCUGCAUUUUUUUCUUUAUUAUUUGCAUCCCCAAAUAUUUAAUACAAGUAGACUUUGCAUGGCUUGGGCAUUCAGAGAUUAAUAGGAUGGUGACCCAAUAUUAGUUUCUAAAGCCAUGAAAAGUUGCUUUGAGACUGAACAAUUCUGAAUUCUUAUUUAUAAUGACACCCGAUGUCCAUGUUUCCCUACUGUAAAAGAAUUGAUCAGUUUCUUCAUUAAAACAGCAAGACCUUAUUAAAUCUUGUAAAUACCAUGUUUCUUCUAGAUUUCUGUGUAUGCUGUGAAUCAUUAUUUUGAGGUGAAAUUGUACAAAGGCAUCUUAAAAGGCUAUGCAUGCAUCGUACUUCCAAACAGUACAUACUCGGAAAGUCGAAGAUUCCUGCAAAAUAAAUUAAUAAACUAAAA
Lutra lutra (Eurasian river otter) is the source of this 7130-nucleotide messenger RNA. RefSeq names its product TGF-beta activated kinase 1 (MAP3K7) binding protein 3 (gene TAB3). The record is from RefSeq and is a predicted model, not a curated record. Gene Ontology annotation, cellular component: extracellular exosome. NCBI's taxonomy places the organism in Eukaryota, Metazoa, Chordata, Mammalia, Carnivora, Mustelidae. Bases 901 to 3048 code for a protein of 715 amino acids. The transcript has 11 exons. Gene Ontology annotation, molecular function: ubiquitin binding.